CGAUGAAGGCUUACAGCUUGCAAUGUAACGGAGCUCAGCAAUUGAUGCCACCACCGCGUCUUCCUCGAAAUCUGCGGUCAUGCUACCCCCCCGCGACCGCUCACCAGGUUCGCUGCGCUUCCAAGACGGGCCGCGUCCAAUCCUCCAUCGACGGUCAUGACCCUCCGCAAAGCUCGAGCGCGGCCGGCCAUCACGGGGAGACAAGUUCAGAUAUAGGGGAGAAAAAGAGCUGGUGGGCUGCGACUAUGAGCAGGGCCGCGUCGUCAGUAUCGAGGUCUGUUCCUACGGAGCCGACCGAGCGCGGUUCACAGCCAUCCAACGCCCCGACGGCGUCUUCUCCAUCACCCAGCGGGGGCGGUGCGCAAAUAGUCCAAGGGAACGUGCAGGGGACGUGUAGUGAAGACGCUCAAGGAGAGCACGUAGGGGAGAAGAAUUUGGAAGCUGGCAGGCGAUUCCGGACGCAUUUUGCCAGGUUAGUUAUCAGGAAACAGUGGAAGGAUUCUUCGAAGCAACGGAAGGUCGGGUCAAAGAGUGCGCAGCCAGGGCUCUGGGUUCAGCGAGUUGCUUCCAGCAAAGAGAGUCGUUGCACCGCCCUAUACACUAAUCUACCUACAUCCGCUUCUCGUCCGAGUGCUUCACCGUCCGCAAGUCAGGCAUCUCAAAGUGUCGCGCAGACUGGCGAGAAAAUUGCAUUUAACAAGCCACCUCGGCAUAAACUUCUCCUGUACGCCUGCAAUCGAUAUCAGCUCUUGAUCCGUCUCUUUGUAACUACAGUAAUAGCUCUCGAGGACGUGUCGCCACGAUCAACUACGCCCAUAAUAUCGUCUUUUUUGCACCGGCUACGCGUGAUAGCGCGAGACGCUGCUAUAGAGAAAGACCACAGGAUAGAAGCGUUGUUGCGACGACACGCAGGAGCUAUAAAUGCCUUUGCUGCCAAACUAGGUUCACUUGGCUCAGAGUCAAGCACGGUGCCCGUAGUUGUGCCGUCCCCCGGGAGUGUUUGUUCUGGAGAAACGGGGCUAGACGUGGCAAACCUCCAAGCUCAGAGCCAAGAUUCAAAAUCAAUGUCUAACGAGGGCGCAAGUAAAGAUAGUGCGAGCAAGGAUGGCACGGCGGAAGACAGGAAGACGGAAAGUAAGAUAUUAAAGAGGGAGGAUGACGGUCAGAGACUCACACGACUGAGCAACACCCAGUCACACUCAAAGAGUUCAUCAGACCACUUUAAGGUCUUCGCGUCCACAGCCAUGACCUCACCAGAGCUAGCAGCCGAUGCGAAAGACUCCUCGACCAUCGAAACACCUCCAAAGUCCUCACCUCGAACUAGUCGAGUCAGCAAGAAAUCACUCAUGGAAGAACUCUUCCCAGAAGCGAGUAGCCCUCGUCCACAGCACUCAGAAAAGAGAGACCAGUAUCCAAAGCUCGACUUGCCAUAUGUCACGCCCACCACCCCCCUACGCGUUGUAGAGGAGCGCAAGUCUCUAAAAGAGCAAGUAAAUGAAUCUUUCCAGAAAUCGGGAGAGCAGACCACUGUGCUUCAGCUGGCCCACUGCAGCACAGAGCUUACGGAGGCUGACUUCCUUCGCGUAAUUCCUAAGGGCAAGCACAUUGAAUCAUGGCGUCGAGAAGGCGAGUUCGACAAGAUUAUCCCUGGGCGCGACCCGUUGAGCCUAGAGCGCAUGCCAUUCUAUUACAUUCUCUUUAGGGACCCAAUAUCUGCGCUUGCAUAUCAGAAGAAUGCGUCGCGUCUCCACAAACUUACCGCGCUUCACCAACCCUCCAACAUCUUUUCCGCCAUUCCACCGCCAAAAGGCUUCCUCGAAGAUGGCGAAGACCUUGAUAAAGUCACGUCAUUGUACAACCUACUACCUACGCAGCACCCCAUCAGUCUCCUCACGAUUAUGCAACCCUAUCACUCUGCUCUACGCGCCCUGAUCGAACGAGGCGGUUACCAACCUAUCAUGCCUAAUGUCGACGAAACUGGAAAUCGGAUUUGGAAAGUGUUAAUGCGCAUCGAAGGGCACGAGCCAUCUCGUACUGACCUCUUCAAAAUCCUCCGCCGGGUCGCGUACAUGCACGGUAUGCCACUCACCCUACGCAAUGAAUCAAGCACCUCGAUUCACCGCCUCCGCGACCUCGUCAAUCUCAAAACCGCUACCACGCCGUUAUCUUCUAUCGGACCCCGCGCAUACGGAUCCUUUGACCGUGAUAUUGAGAAAACUAGGGCAAGUGUAGACUUUGAAGAUCCCGGGAUACAAGUCCUUAUGGCUAGUGCGGGCGAAGACAGUACGGCCCAGGAGGUUCAUCAGAUGGUGAUGAACCGCGUCUACAAUCGAUGGGUUUUGGAUUUUAGUGAUGAAAAUGCUGCUAGGAGGUUUGCGCUUACAUGGCACAGAAGAGCGCUGCCGGAUUGGGAGGGGGGGAAGACGGAGGGGAUGGAUGUGGACGAGGUACGGAUGUGCAAUACAGAGGUUCUUUGGUGAGGAGCUGUAGAAUAUGUACUAUAGUGUGAUAGAUAUAUGGGUGGACGACGCAUGUGUCUAUGUAUAGCGUGCAUGGCCUCUGUGAACUUAUUAGCUUCUUGAUUUCUCCAAUAAUAUUCCUCUCAAUCAGCGAUAGCCCAAAGUGGUAUUUUGCCGAUCU
This is a messenger RNA of Cucurbitaria berberidis CBS 394.84, 2640 nucleotides long. RefSeq lists its product as uncharacterized. The transcript has a single exon. The record is from RefSeq and is a predicted model, not a curated record. The annotation marks the transcript as partial. Lineage: Eukaryota; Fungi; Ascomycota; Dothideomycetes; Pleosporales; Cucurbitariaceae.